Molecule: messenger RNA, 1404 nt
Organism: Parascedosporium putredinis
Lineage: Eukaryota; Fungi; Ascomycota; Sordariomycetes; Microascales; Microascaceae
Source: the annotation of a GenBank genome assembly
AUGGAGUCCACACACCCCCAGACCCAAGUUUGCCAUUUGGCUGUAAAUGCCUUCAACGAGAACCAAGAUGUCUUCCCGGAACCUCCUCCCUCGCCCCCACCCGGGGAUCCAAUCUUGACUGCCGAAGACACCAUCUCACUCCAAAACUUCCUCGAGAACCUUUCCUCUGAUCGCUUCAACACACCCUGCUAUGGCGAAGGUCUGAAUUUCACCGACACUUGGCUCGAUCUCCCUCCCCAGCUCGUCGGCUCCACUACCUCGCUCGGCCAACACCCAUCCAUACCAUCGCCUAUCCAGCAAGCUGCUCAUAUGCAAAAUCAUAACCACCAUAUGCUGGGCGACGGCAGCCUCCAUGCGUCGUCCGCUACAGGCAUGAUGGCACCGCCCCCUCCUCCCCCUGCCCACACAUCUUCUCACCACCAUCACUCACACCCUGGUCUACAUCUGGACGCCACACCCGAUGUCGUAGCCGCUGCCGCGCUUCUGCCUCGGAAUGGCCUCAUGAGCCCGAACAACUUUCACUCCCUACCCCUCCACAUGUCUCAGUUCCCUAGCAUGUCAGACCUCAGCCAUGGCUUCAGUAGGCUUGAGCCCGGCGCUGCUAUCGGCCAUAGCCUCUUGCCGGCCGGUUUCGAUGACACUAGCAACGCCGAGCACCAGUUUGCCAGUACGGCGUACACCACACAACCCUCCCCUCCACAGGGUCCUUUAGGCGGAGCCCAACAAGCUUCCGAAAUCCAGUGGGGAUCCGACGCCAGCUUCAACCAACCUCAGGGUUUCGUCCCACACUCGCACAGGGAAACGCACGAGUCCUUGGUGCAGCGCAAGCUGCAGAUGAUGCAGUGCCUCUCUGUCAACCGCAGCGCUGCGACUACACGGCCCUCGAGUCCUACCCACGAUCACGGUUCCCCAUCCGCUGCGCAGCACUUGUCGGCCAACUCCAAUGAGGAAGAUGAGGAGGAGAUGAACGGUGAGGGUCCUCCUCGCAAGCGCCGCAAGAGCCGUAUCGCCAAAGAGGAUGACCCUGCCGACGAUGAUGACGAGGCGGGCCGCCCCGAGGCUGAUGACGAGAAGAGGGACUCGUCCACGGGUGAAGGCCCAGGGCUCGGCAAGGCGGGAGGCAAGAAGGGAACACCUUCGAAGCGCCGCAAGUCGGCCAAUGGAGCCAAGGCGCCGAGGGAAAAUCUCACCGAUCAGCAGAAGCGCGAGAACCACAUCAAGAGCGAGCAGAGGAGGCGCACUGUGAUCAAGGAGGGCUUCGACGAGCUUUGCAUAGUGGUGCCCAACCUUCAAGGCAGCGGUAUCAGCAAGAGUAAUAUUCUCACCGCCGCCGCCGAGUGGCUCGAGGACCUGAGUCGGUUUAACAAGGAGCUCCAUGACCAACUUGCUAGGAUCGCUAUCUAG